Vigna unguiculata (cowpea) is the source of this 639-nucleotide messenger RNA. The record is from RefSeq and is a predicted model, not a curated record. Lineage: Eukaryota; Viridiplantae; Streptophyta; Magnoliopsida; Fabales; Fabaceae.
AUGAUCCAUUCUGAAACUGUACCUGUUACAGUUGUUGAGGCUGAAGAGACUCAUAGGAAGGGUGUCACUAGCUCUGCUAAUAUAGGUUCAUUUGAAGAACACUCUACUGGUUUUGGUUCAAAAAUGAUGGCUAAGAUGGGAUAUAUGGAGGGAGGAGGAUUGGAGAAAAAUGGUCAAGGUAUGGCACAACCUGUUGAGGUUAUUCAAAGGCCUAGAUCACUUGGUUUGGGUGUAAAAUUCUCCAAUAACCCAGGUGAGUCAGUUGGGAACAUAUCUUUAGGAGUUGGUGCUGAAUCUCUUGGUUUGGGUGUAGGAUUGUCCAACAGCUUAUGUGAACCAGCUAGGAACAAACCUUCAAGAGUUGGUGCUUUUGAAAAACAUACCAAAGGUUUUGGGUCUAAGAUGAUGCCAAAGAUGGGGUUUGUUGAAGGUAAGGGAUUAGGUAGAGAAUCACAAGGCAUCACUACUCCAUUAACUGCUCUUAGAUUACCAAAAUCACAAGGAUUAGGUGCCAAAAGUUGAUUUAGACAUAAUUUUUUUUUUCUGUGUUUGCAUCUAAUUGUAUUGUGUGAUGGCUUAAACAUUAUGAUUCUGCCUUGUAAUUUAGAUUUACUAUGGGAUGAGAAUCACUUGAUCAUA